Molecule: messenger RNA, 3467 nt
Organism: Oncorhynchus kisutch (coho salmon)
Lineage: Eukaryota; Metazoa; Chordata; Actinopteri; Salmoniformes; Salmonidae
Product: NTPase KAP family P-loop domain-containing protein 1-like
Exons: 13
Coding region: 360-2822 (820 amino acids)
Source: RefSeq, a predicted model, not a curated record
ACAGACAGACCAAAUAGGGAGAGAGAGAGAGAGAGCCCUAUAGACAGAAGGAGAAAUGAUCUAGUGAAUAAUUAGCUUUUAGCUGAUAUCGGCAUUGUAAAGCUGUACAGCGGGCAGGAAGUUAGCCAGGCAGGCCCUGGGCUAGGGGUGUAAAGUUCACCACACCUUAGCCAUUGUAGAGGUGGGUAGCAGCAUUCUCUCUGUGGAUCCCUCUCUCAGUCACAACAAGACAACAUCUAUUGAUCCUGUUCCUGAUCCGUGUUAGGAGGAGGAGUGGGUUCUGAGACUUCCAACUGAAAGAUCACAAACAGCCAUACAUUACCAUUAUUCUCUGGGUACCGUUGGCAACAACCAAUACAAUGAUAACAAAAGAUUUGCUGUCGGAUCACAUCUAUGCGUACGCUCUGUCCAAGACUCUGAUUAAAGUGUCCUCUCCUGCUACAGUGGGCCUCUACUCAUCAUGUCAGAACCGCAUCAACAUGAUCCUCAGAUAUAUAGAGGUCCAUAUGGAGCAGGAGGCAGAGAGGAGGGAGCGGAGUUACCAGGGCAGGUCCAAGCCUCGUUCCGUCAAAGCCUCCAUCACUGGUCUCCUAGCUCUGAUCUGCAGGCUGCUGUUCUACCGACCCGUCUGGACCGAGGAGAACCAGCGGCGGAAGAAUGUCCGGUUCAUCUAUGUUCGGUUCUCCGCAUGGCACUUCGCCGGGAGUGACCUCCUCUGGGCGGGGCUGGUGAUGAGACUGUGCCUGGCACUGCAGGAGAGCUUCGGGAAACUUCAGCUGGGCCUGUACCGCGUGGCGCAGCACAACGAGGAGGAUGAGGUGAAGAAGAAGGUGAUUGAAAACACAUCGUCAGAGUGGAGAUCUAAGAAGUUCUGCUGUUUCCCCCUCUGGUCCCUGGUCCUGGCCGUGCUGCUGGCUGCUCUCAUAGUCCUCGUCUUUCUGGUGAAGUAUGGCUUCCCAGAGGUUCCAGACGCACCUGAACUGGACGGACUGGGAUCCGGAAACGGAACAGGAGGAGAAGAAGGUCCGAGUGAAGCCCAAAGAGGGGCCGGGGUGUUGGAGGGCCUGGCGUUCGCUGUCUUCGGGCUUCCUGCAGCAGCAGCUAUGAGAUUCAUCUUCCAGAUGGGAAAGAACCUGAUCUUCAACCAGGACCUGAACGUCCGUAAGGCGCUGGACAACGAGAGGGUCAGCGGCCAACUGGGGUUCAUGAACGAGGUGAGGAAGGAGAUGUGGCUGUUGUCCAGGUUCAUCCUGUUCAUGGAGGUAUUUGAGCAGAGGAGGAUCCGCGUGGUUCUGGAGAUCACUAACCUGGACCGAUGUGCUCCUAAGAAGAUCGUUGGUGUCCUGGAUGCUAUCAGUAUACUGCUCUCUGAUGAGGAGUCCCCCUUUAUCUCUCUGCUGGCAGUCAACCCUGAGGUCCUGGUUCAACAGGUACAUAUUGUGUUAUCAGUCAACCCUGAGGUCCUGGUUCAACAGCUACAUAUUGUAUUAUCAGUCAACCCUGAGGUCCUGGUUCAACAGGUACAUAUUGUAUUAUCAGUCAACCCUGAGGUCCUGGUUCAACAGGUGAACUAUGCAGACGGGUGCUUCAGUAAAGAAGACAGAGCCUAUGCCUUCCUGAACCGCAUCGUGACCCUGGCCUUCACCAUACCACCGCUCUGCCACACCUCCAAGCACAAGGUGUUCUACAAUAUCGUUAGCGGCCAAUCAGAGAUCACGGAAGAAGCCAAGGGUCAUGGGUCAAAGGGGAUCGAGCUGAGAGAGCUGGACCUGGGCAGCCCGAAGUCAUCCCUCUCCUGGAUCGAGAGCACCCCCCAAACAAAGGAGACAUCAAGUAUUCUGACGGAGGCCAGUAUUCCUUUGAUAGACAACAACCACAUCAAGGAGGCGCAUGUGGCGUUUGAUCUGAGUGAGGAUGAGGUGGACAAGGCGAUAGAAUCAGCGCUGGAGAGCAUCCUGUCCAGUAACAGAGGGAACCUCCACCACUACAUCUCUGAUGACACCAUGUUCAUGAGACGGGUCAUCAACUCCAUCAGGGUCACCGUGGUGCUCAUGGAGGCUCUGAAGACUGAGCUGCCUCCGCCAGAGAACAUCGCUGCCUGGGUCGUUCUUGCCAACCAUUGGCCCUGUCGUCUCAGCUGGAUCCUACAGUGUCUGGAGGACGAGCAGCAGAGAGCAGAGAUCGAUGACGCCGUCGGGGCGGCGACAGUCGUCGACGAGUCCAAGGCUUUGUGGGAGGUGUUCAGCGACUCGAGGAUGGAGCUUCACAUGAUGAGGGAGGAGAUCGAAGACCUGCUGGAGCAGGACGGAGAUCCAGAGAUGUUUGAGAUGUUCCUCAAGGUGCAUUUCCAGUUCAGGGUGAGGGACGCGGAGAGGUUCAAGCUGACCACGGUUAACCUGGAUCAUUCUAUCAAGAGGGAACUGGCCCGGAUCAGAGGGACCACCGGACUGAAGAAUUCUGGGUGGGGGAGGAACCUGGCUCCUCUCAACAUCAGGACUGUUAUCAACAUGACCUCUGAGGACGUCUGCAAAGCGCUGGCGAGGAUGAACCUCCCUAAGAAGUACGCAGACAUCGUCCGUAGCAAUGACCUCACCGGCCAGGCGCUGGUCUUCGGUGAUCCCGACGACCUCAAACAGCUGCUGCAGAUGACCUUCGGGGAGUGGACGACCUUCAGACUCCACUUCCUGGGUAUCGGUGGGAGGGCCCAAAGUGGAGCCAAGGCCACUUCCCUAAACCCCAAACCACUGACCAAUCAGCAGUCCAAACAACCUAAAUUCGGUCCCCACAGCCACGGGUCAACAUUAAAUCUGUCUUUUUCUUGAUGCCUUGGCGAGAUAGAGAUGCAUGAUAAACGGAAUGGUCUGUGUAUUGAUGUGUAGUACCCAUGAGAACCUACCUAUCUAUUGUGUAAUGACAGUGAACUGCAUUCCUCUGCCAGCUCCUGUUGAGCUUUCAGUUGCUCAAACCAGGGUAAAGUUCAAAGGAAUGCAAUUCAUUUAACUGGUUAAUAGUUACUUAGAUUACAUUUUCUAUUACAUUUAGUUACAUUUAACUGGUUAAUAGUUACUUAGAUUACAUUCAUGCCAUUGGAUACAUUACAAAUGGACUUACUGUCCACCAACAAAAUAAAAUAACACACAGAACUAUUUAAAAAAUGCAAAAGUAUAACAAAAAGGGUCUCUACUCAUAUUACAGAGGGGUAAAAGCUUCGGACGACACCAAGUUGAACUUUGUAGCACCUACAGAUGAAAUAUGGUCUCAAGAGGAGGAGCCUGGGUAAGGCUGAAAUGUCCUGAAUAUACAGACUUCUUUCAAUUAUUUAUCAAUUGUGCUUUUAGAUACAGAUGUCAAUAAUAUGUCAACAAUCCUACCAGUGGAGGCUGCUGAGAGGAGGACGGCUCAUAAUAAUGUCUGGAACGGAGCGAAUGGAACGGCAUCAAACACCUGGAAACCAUGGAAACCAUGUG